Messenger RNA from Macaca mulatta (Rhesus monkey), 1991 nucleotides. It is a transcript of the gene ARPC4, whose product is annotated as actin related protein 2/3 complex subunit 4. Gene Ontology annotation, molecular function: actin filament binding. The record is from RefSeq and is a predicted model, not a curated record. Gene Ontology annotation, cellular component: actin cytoskeleton; Arp2/3 protein complex. Lineage: Eukaryota; Metazoa; Chordata; Mammalia; Primates; Cercopithecidae. Gene Ontology annotation, biological process: Arp2/3 complex-mediated actin nucleation; actin filament polymerization.
GGGUGGGGAGAAGGUGGGCCUCGAGCAAGCCCGCUAGAGGUGGGGUGCGGGUGGUUGGCCUCAGGCGCGCCCCAGGGCAUAGCCCGGGGCGGGAGGCGGGGCUUGGCGGCGGAGAUCUCGGCGCUGCAGUUAGCGCCGCUGAGCCCCAGGAGCUGCGGGUAGGAGGGGCGAGAGAAAGGAUGGGGGCACAGAACCGGAAGAAACGAAGGGCUCCUCCGCUUCAGCUUGUCCUAAUUUGGUGCCCAAUCUGAAGCUGGGCUGUACCAUUGCAUACCUGGGGGGAGGCUGUGGCAAAGGUAACAAGAAGGCCGAAGGCACAAAGGGGAGCUGCUCCCAUUCCUGGAGAAGCUUAAGUAGUGACUCGAGUGCAAGAGUUUAAAGAUACCGAGACAGCCCUAGGUGGAAAACUUCCGGAAGGGCCAAGCGUUCGCAAGGGCUCCCUAUCCCGCUCAGAGCAUAGAUGGUACCAUCCGGAAGUCCGGGCGGAGACAGAGGCUGCGCUUCUCGCGAAAGGGCAGGCAUCGCGGGGCUGGCCACUUCCGUACUUCCGCUUUCCGGCCCAGCCAGCGCCCGCGAUGACUGCCACUCUCCGCCCCUACCUGAGUGCCGUGCGGGCCACAUUGCAGGCUGCCCUCUGCCUGGAGAACUUCUCCUCCCAGGUUGUGGAACGACACAACAAGCCGGAAGUGGAAGUCAGGAGUAGCAAAGAGCUCCUGUUACAACCUGUGACCAUCAGCAGGAAUGAGAAGGAAAAGGUUCUGAUUGAGGGCUCCAUCAACUCUGUCCGGGUCAGCAUCGCUGUGAAACAGGCCGAUGAGAUCGAGAAGAUUUUAUGCCACAAGUUCAUGCGCUUCAUGAUGAUGCGAGCAGAGAACUUCUUUAUCCUUCGAAGGAAGCCUGUGGAGGGAUAUGAUAUCAGCUUUCUGAUCACCAACUUCCACACAGAGCAGAUGUACAAACACAAGUUGGUAGACUUUGUGAUCCACUUCAUGGAGGAGAUUGACAAGGAGAUCAGUGAGAUGAAGCUGUCAGUCAAUGCCCGUGCCCGCAUUGUGGCUGAGGAGUUCCUUAAGAAUUUUUAAACUAUCUGGCUGGAUCUUGUGGCCUUCCCCCUCAGACUACCCAUGUCUCCACGAAGGCGUCCUGGAGUCACUCCCCAGAGCAGCGGCGGCAGCGGCGGCAGCGGCGGCAGGGAGCUGGGUUGGGGUGGGCAUUUGAUGCGGGAGGUGGGUGAUGUGCUUGCUAGCUGGGCAAGAAAGCAGCUGUGGACCUGCCCCAAGGCCACACAUGCCUGGUCAGGCUGGCUUCUGAUGGUCAGUGCCCUGGGCCGGGACAGAUUUUUUUUUAACGUCUUGAAACUUAAACUCUGUGCUUGUAGGAUACUGUAACCUUUUUGUCUUUUUUUUUUUUUUUUUUUUUUUUAAACCUCCACCUCCAGUGACUGUGACUGGUCCCAGUGAUUGUACCUUAUUGGUUGCUGUGGGUCUGGGCGGGCCUGGAGCCAGAAGGCGACUUUAUUUUUUCUCUCCUAUGCCACCCCAGGUGGGGAGGGAGGGAGGUUUCAGACUCCGGUUUCUCUCCCUUACCCUUUUAUUCCCAAGCCUCCUUGGCCCCAAUGUAAGUGGUGGGAACCCUCUGCCAGCUUCCUGAGUUCUGCCUGAAGAUGGCCCCCCAGCACUGGUUGGGGACAAGGGCCAAAUUGGUGACCACCAGUCAUGCCUAGGACCUGGGGCCCAAAAGCCAGGCAACCCCUGACUACAGGGGCCACUGGGUACCCUCCUAGUUGAGAGGGGCCGCUGUUUCGCCUUGUCCGUCAGUGCCAGUGCCUGUGCCAGAGGUUGCGAGGUGAGUCCUCCAGAGCUUCCCAGCCGGGCCCUCCUCCUGCCUGUUCUGGCUUGUCUGCUCCCACGCUAGCUGUCCCUUUUCUGAUUCUGGUGGAUCCUCCCUCCCCUAAUUAAAGUCUCUUUUUGCCCCUUUGGGGCUGCAUGAGG